Molecule: messenger RNA, 3185 nt
Organism: Cryptococcus deneoformans JEC21
Lineage: Eukaryota; Fungi; Basidiomycota; Tremellomycetes; Tremellales; Cryptococcaceae
Exons: 3
Coding region: 991-1617 (208 amino acids)
Source: RefSeq, a predicted model, not a curated record
CAUGUUUAGUCAGCUGGGGCCAUACUUUUGAAUGGUCAAACCAAUGCGCCGCUUGUCCUACGCCGCCAUUCAUCAGCUCACAAGGUGCAGUUCAAAAAAACAAGUAAGAACAAGCAAGAAGACAGAGGGCAUAGUAAAAAGUGAACAUACCGGCAACGACCAGAUCCACACCGUGAUCACCUACACCCACACCCGCAUUAUCCAGAUCCUCCGCAUUCCCUACUCUAUAUUCUACCUUUCCACCUCGCACAGGCUGCAAGCCAACUUGAACCAUCUUCUGGGACGGAUCCAACCCCAAGGUAUGCUCGAAAUGGGGUGCCAAGGUGGACGCUAUGAAGCCUGGUCCACAGCCUAGGUCGAGGAGACGGGUGUUACCACCUUUAAGGCCGGAGCGGUUGGGUGGGAAGUGGAAAUGGUAGGCGAGAAUGAUGUCGUAUGCUUCUUGUGGGUAUGAUCUGUAAACAUUAAAAAAAAAUCAUGAAUAUGUCAGCUGCAUGCCUACUGCGGGGAGAAGAGAGAGGAGGAGAAAUGCGACGAACGGUCGACAGCUGAGAUAUCUCUCGACGUCGAAUGAGGAAUCUGCAAAGCUCUUCAUGGUGAUUGAUCUCUUGCUAUAGCAGAGUGUAGUGGUGAUAACCGACUUUGUGGAUGUCUUGAGGAGGUGCAUAUCAACUGAGAGGAUGGUGCAUGGAGAAUAGUUGGAAGAUGGACAAGGGAAUGUAUGGUUCGUCGUGGACACAGCGGAAAGCAGCGAGCUGUGGCCGAUUAUACCGAUAUAUCCGUACUCACAUCCAUUCUGUCCCUAUAAUCCAUACUCUCCAGCCAUAGAUGGACAUUGGAUAAAGCUUUCGACUGUCGUGCCGGAAGUACAGAGCUGAACGAGACGAAGAACGCCAGUGUCGGGGCAACAACAUCCAGCGACAUUUUCUUUACACCUCCACAUCCAUCUCGCAUUCUACUCUUUUCCCCAUCACCAUCGCAACCGCAAACAUGGCCCCACGCGAGAGAGGUCUCACCAAACAUCAGUACUCCGCUGGACUCACAUACGUCGCUCAAAAACCCUCUUUCCUCCAAAACUUUGGUAAACCCCAAGCUCCCCCUCCGUCGUCUGCCUCUUCUCGAGGGGGGCGGGAGCCUCUGCCAGAACGCCCGGACAAAGGUCAGUGGGCGACUGGUAGCGGCGACGAAGCGGGGGAACGGGAAGAUGACGACGAUGAUGAUGAAUGGGGAGAUGUAUUCGGGGGAGGAGGGGAAGAAGGACCCCAGGUGGUUGUUUUGAAGGAGGGAAGGCAUUUGACGGCCGAGGAGAUUAAGAGGGAAAGAAGAAAAGCUGCUGGGCAGGACUCGCCUCCUCCCGAAGAUCAGAACAAGGAGAAAAAAGACAAGAAUGAGGAGCAAGUUACAUCCAACGCCAAUGCCCAACAAAAAGAAACCUCCAAGACCAGGAUAAUACCUAAACCCAAUCCGAACAAACGCAGACUUGUAGGCAACGGAGGCGCUGAAGAUGACAAGCAAGGACAAGAGAAAGAGACAGCUGCGACGGGAGGGGAGAAGAAGAAGAAGAAAAAGGCAAAGAAGGGGUUAUUGAGCUUUGAUGAAGCAGAGGGCGAGGCUUGAUGAAUGUACAAGUACAACUUUCCACUUACUCCCCCUUACCCUUCUUCCACUUACUCCCCUUUACCCUUCUUCCACUUACACUUCCUUAUCGUUCCCUUUGCCCGUUUCCGAGGUAUCCUCCCCGCUUCCGCUCCCGCUCGUGCUAGUACUAUCACUUGAAGUAUGGGCCGUAUUGGUAGGAGGAGGCGCAGGAGGUGCCAUCUGCCAAGCGGGUAUCCCAGCUUUCCCACCCGCCCUCGGGCCUAGAAGGGCGUUCGCAGCAGCUGCAGUUGGUGUCGGUGCCGGGCUACCAACGUCGCUUCUACUUCCCGAGCCAGAGCCAGCGGCAGAACCGGUAGGAGGGAGUUGGGAUCGAGAAGCAAGAAGCGUUUUGAGUGACCGGAUUUCAGAUUGGAGGUCUGCGAGAGCAGAAGAUUGUGAUUGCAUGUGCUUCUCAAUCAUCUAUUCCCUUGUUGUUAGCCUCUCCCAGAUUUCUACCUCAUCUUUCUCCAGCAAAGAGGAUGAAGACAUACCCUAGGAACCAACUCUUUCAAACUCUCCACCUCUCCCCUCAUAUCCCUCAUCUCAUCCCUCCACCUCUCUUCCCCCGCCUUUAACCCCUUUACCGCGCCUUCCACCUCUUCCACCACCUGAUUCACUUUCUCCCGAUCUUCUUCGAUACUCACCUGGACCUUGGUCGUUUCCUCCGUCAACUCGUUCAGUAGACGCGUGGCUUCGUCAUAUUUGGACGUGAGUUCGGAAGAGGUGGAUUGGAAUGCAGUAGUAGACGGGGGUCGCAAGUGCGGGAGAAGGUAUUUCUAUAUCCCAUUCAAUCACAAUCAUGGGACAAGGGGUAGGAGAUGGUGUGAGUCACAUGGCUGGGAUUUGAAAAAAUGACAAGGGACGUACGCGGGCAAGAGCUGUGAGACCAUAUACCACACCACCCGAGACCAUCGCCAUAAUCUACACCCAACCAUCCCAUAUCAGCUCUCCCGUCCUGAUGCCCAUAGACUUGACCAUGGUGUGCUAGCAUAGUGUGUAUAGACUUACGAAUAAAUCUCUCCAAUCCCUCUUUGGCGGCUCGGGCGGGGCAUAAGUGUAGCCGUACCCAUAGUUCGGAGCAGGUACACGCGGUCUUUCGGGUGGUCGUUCGUACACGGAAGACGGUCCUGUCCUUUCCCCUUCCGCUUCCCCUUCCCCCACCGCACCUUGCUUCCCAGAGCCAGCGGAAGACCCAUACCCACUGCCCGCUUCCCGUAUAGCCUGCUCAAUUUCCUUCUCUGUAAGCCCUUUGGACUCGAGGAACUGGACACGCGAAGUAAGCGACGAGUUUUGGGUUUUGGGGUCGUUGAGGAAGAGGAUGGCAUUCUGGAUGAGUUGCACUCUGUCCGGUGAGGUUGGGUCGGGCAUUGUAUUGAAGCGUGAUAGAAAAGAGGAGAGAGGACAAGUGAAGAUGCGCCGGGCAAGUAAACAACCGGUAAAUAUUUUUUUAAAGGGGGGGGAGCGCUCUGAACAUUCGUUUCUUGUUUCUUAGAUAGAGCAUCGUUGCCAAAUAUUCGAUACGUUUUUCCGGCAUAUAGAAAGUUCAC